Molecule: messenger RNA, 687 nt
Organism: Ostreococcus tauri
Lineage: Eukaryota; Viridiplantae; Chlorophyta; Mamiellophyceae; Mamiellales; Bathycoccaceae
Product: Protein-tyrosine phosphatase-like, PTPLA
Exons: 1
Coding region: 1-687 (228 amino acids)
Biological process (GO): very long-chain fatty acid biosynthetic process; fatty acid elongation; sphingolipid biosynthetic process
Cellular component (GO): endoplasmic reticulum membrane
Molecular function (GO): 3-hydroxyacyl-CoA dehydratase activity
Source: RefSeq, a predicted model, not a curated record
AUGUCCUUCGCCAAGCUUUAUCUCGCGACGUACAACGCGUCGCUGAUCGCGGGUUGGCUCUCCGUCCUCGUCUUCGGUUUCUCCGCCCUGCGCGCCACCGGCGCCGCGUCCGUGUACGACGCGAUCGAGAAACCCUUGGUAUGGUCCCAGACCGCGGCCGUGCUCGAGAUCGUCCACGCUGCGAUCGGUCUCGCUCGCUCUCCCGUAGUCGUCACCGCGAUGCAGGUGAGCUCGCGUUUGAUGGUCGUCUGGGGGGUGUUAAUUCUCGCCCCGGAGUCCAGAACGGCUAAGAUGGGUGUCGUCGGGCCGUUGGAAUUAGGCGUUCCGAGCCUGAUCCUGGCCUGGGGCGUCACCGAGGUGAUAAGGUAUUCUUUUUAUUUUUUCAAGGUUGCGACGAAGGACGGUGAAGUCCCGCGAGCGAUUGUUUGGUGUCGAUACACGCUCUUCAUCGUGUUGUAUCCGCUCGGCGUAAGCUCGGAACUUUUCUUGGCGAAGAGUGGGUUCGCACAGUUGGUUAAGACGAACCCGUUGGCGUUGGAGAUGCCGAAUAAGUUAAACAUUGCGUUUCACUUUCCGACGUUUAUGGUGUUGUUCUUCCUCGGCUACGUCCCGGGUUUCCCCAUGCUGUACGGGUACAUGCUCGACGCCAGGAAGAAGGUGCUCGGGACGAAGAGUAAGAGAGAUUAG